Hibiscus syriacus is the source of this 1170-nucleotide messenger RNA. RefSeq names its product aspartic proteinase NANA, chloroplast-like. Gene Ontology annotation, molecular function: aspartic-type endopeptidase activity. The transcript has a single exon. Lineage: Eukaryota; Viridiplantae; Streptophyta; Magnoliopsida; Malvales; Malvaceae. The coding region runs from base 1 to 1170 and encodes 389 amino acids. Gene Ontology annotation, biological process: proteolysis. The record is from RefSeq and is a predicted model, not a curated record.
AUGGCCCCCAAGCACGACCUGGUGGAGCUGGCAAUGCGCUCGGCGGCCGAUUUAGGGACCGGCCAAUAUUUCAUUUCCAUGAGAAUCGGAACACCACCAAAGAAGUUUUUAAUGUUGGUGGAUACAGGCAGCGAUCUUACAUGGAUUAGAUGCAACAAUCGAAACAAUAACUGUUCCAAAGACGGGGAGUCGCGGGAGAGGAUUUAUCAUCCUAAUGAAUCGCGUACCUUUCGGCCCAUCCCAUGUUCCUCAAGCUAUUGCAGAAACGAGCUCGUGCCUUUUAACUCCUUGAAUGAUUGCCCUAGGCCAGAUGCUCCAUGCAGGUACGAUACUCAGUACGUAGAUGGCCAAAGCGUGAGCGGAACCUUCGGCAAUGACACCAUUACAAUCAAGAUGAGAGGAAACGAAAAGGUGAAACUAGAGAAUAUAACCAUCGGGUGUUCCGAGUCAAUAAGCUCACACAAUUUCGAACUCGACGGUUUAUUAGGAUUAGGCUGCAUCCUUCAGUCCUUCACAGGGCAAGCAAUAACACGGUACGAGAAGAAAUUCUCCUACUGCUUGGUGGAUCAUUUGAGCCCCAGUAAUCUAGCCAACUUCCUUGUCUUCGGCAGCGGAGAUAAUCAACUCCCGAACAUACAAGAGACGGAGCUGCUCCUCGGUGCAUGGUACUGGAGCACACAUUAUCAUGUAAAUGUCAGCGGCAUCUCACUCGACGGCAAAAUGCUUGAUAUCCCAUCAGAUGUGUGGUUAUACAAUCCUCGUGCUAGACAAGGUGGGAUGAUUUUGGACACUGGUACAUCGUUAACGGCCCUCGCCGCACCGGCAUACGACAAAGUCAUGAAAGGUCUUAUUCCUUCUAUAUCCAGAUUCCAGAGAGAGACUAGAGAAUGGCCUGGUCAAAUGCCGGGACAAUGUUUCAAUUCUACGGGGUUCGAGGAGACUAUGGUGCCUAGACUGGCGAUUCAUUUCGCAGACGGAGCUAAGUUCAAGCCGCCGGUGAAAAGUUAUGUGAUCGACGAAGUAAUCGGGAUUAAGUGCCUUGGGUUUAUCAAGUUCGAUUGGCAUGAGGUUUCCAUUAUUGGCAAUAUCUUACAACAAAAUUAUUUCUGGGAGUUCGAUAUUUGGAACCAGAAGUUAAGAUUCGCUCCUUCUAGCUGCACAUUGAAUUGA